Ctenocephalides felis (cat flea) is the source of this 495-nucleotide messenger RNA. RefSeq names its product craniofacial development protein 2-like. NCBI's taxonomy places the organism in Eukaryota, Metazoa, Arthropoda, Insecta, Siphonaptera, Pulicidae. The transcript has a single exon. Gene Ontology annotation, molecular function: catalytic activity. The record is from RefSeq and is a predicted model, not a curated record. The coding region runs from base 1 to 495 and encodes 164 amino acids.
AUGAGGGCAGGAAAACUGGAAAACCUCAAGAGGGAAAUGGACAAGUGCAAAGUGGACGUCGUGGGACUGAGCGAGGUAAGAUGGCAGGGGCAAGGUGAAACCGAAUCGGACGGUUUCACAAUGUAUCACUCCGGAGGAGACAUAUCCGAGAGAGGAGUGGCAGUCAUGGUGAGAAACAAGUCAGUGAGGAGUGUGCUGAAUGUGAACUGCGUGAGUGAUCGUUUGAUGAGUGUAAAAAUGAAAGCGGAGCCGGUGGACGUGAUGGUGGUGCAGGUGUACAUGCCAACAUCGAGCCACGACGAGGCGCAGGUAGAACUAAUCGACGAGCAGAUAGACGAGAUGCUGUCUCAGGAAGGCAAAGGAAAGGUCAACGUGGUGAUUAUGGGAGAUUUUAAUGCAGCAGUCGGAAAGGGAUCAGAGGAAAAGAUAGUCGGAAAAUACGGAUUGGGCAGAAAGAUUUUUGGGCAGAAGAUUUUUGCCGCAGAAACAAUCUGA